AUGACGAUCGCAUAUGUUUCUGAUACAGGAAAGAAAGAACUAUAUCAUGAAAUGUUGCAAGAAUGUUUCGGAUUUUCUCUGUCGCACCUGAACAAGUGGAACUCCAGUCGAAUGGUGUGCACCUUGUGCAUUGCUCAGCUCAAGCUUGCCUGUGCUUUCAAAAACCAAGUGCAGCAGUCCGAGAGGCAUUUCAACUUCUACUACAAUACCCAGACAAAUCGCCAUCCCAUAAAGAAUGUGGAGGAAUGUGAAAAGCCUGGAAUUACUGAAGAAUUGUCAGGAAAAAACAAUGUCGCCAUAAAAUUGGAAGACGAUAAACCAAUGUUUAUACCAUUAUUGAGGGAUGAAGAGCGCCCAUUACUAAAGCCAAAUCGCCCCCAAAGAGGGAUGCGAAAGAGAAAGAAAACUUCUAAACGGGCACGUGAGAAAAGGACGGAAGAAUCUAAACUAAUCACUGAAUAUGAUUCGGAUACUCCCAUUGCGAAGUUGGCAGAAUUGAUUUCAUGUCAGGCCAAACGAGAUAUUGAAACUGUAGCUACAAAUGGCGAAUCUGGUCAGAGAGACAAUGGCCCCAUAAAUAGGGCCAAGGUCGAAGCGGCUGGCCAGCCGGAGACGGAGAAUCCGAAACACGUAUCCGAACGGAGACGCGUGAGGGUGACCUGCUUGGCCGUCCUCCGAGAGACCACCGCCUGCCCGUUCCGGCACCACAGGAGCUGGUUCCGCUGCUUCUUCUGCGCGCAGGACUUCAUGCGGAUGGUGCUGCUGAGGGAGCACACGUUUAACGCCCACGCCGACCUAGUGGGCGAGCUGGGGCGCUUGAAGCGCUACCCUCGCUCGCUGCAGAUCGACAUAACGGACCUCGAGUGCCGCCGCUGCGGAUCCAAGAUGGCGGAUGUAGGCGCCAUGCGGGACCACCUGUCCCAAGAGCACGGCACCACCGUCCACGUGGAGUGCAUCGCCGACUACAAGGUGGACGGCAGCCCGUACGUCUGCCACGUGUGCGGCGAUCAGUUCCACGUGUUCCGCACCCUCACCACGCAUCUGAACGUGCACCGCGCCAACUGCAUAUGCGACGUGUGCGGCCGGCCGUUCCUCAACGGCAAGCGGCUGGCGGUGCACCGCCGCUCGCACCAGACGGGCAGCUACCCCUGCCCCGAGUGCGGCAAGGUCCUGCCCACGAAGACCUCCAGGUCGAACCACGUGGAGAGCGCCCAUUCGAAACGCGCGCUCCGCUGCCACGUGUGCGGCGAGCCGAUGAGGCACUACAACGCGCGCAUCAAGCACAUGUCCGAGGCUCACCAGAUCACGCACGUGUUCCGCUGCACUGUAUGCGGCCGGGAGUAUAACGUGAGGCACUACCUGGCCACGCACAUGCGGCAGGCGCACGGCGCCAAGGACAAGAAGUGCGAGCUCUGCGGCGCCGCCUUCGUAACCGGCCAUGGGCUGAAGAAGCACAUGAGGAGGCACACCGGCGACAGGCCGUUCCAGUGCCCCGUCUGCAGGAAGGCGUACGCGAGGGGCAGCACCCUGAAGGAGCACAUGAGGGCGCACCACGCAGAGCGUCCCGCACGAUCC
This is a messenger RNA of Iphiclides podalirius (scarce swallowtail), 1575 nucleotides long. NCBI's taxonomy places the organism in Eukaryota, Metazoa, Arthropoda, Insecta, Lepidoptera, Papilionidae. The record is from the annotation of a GenBank genome assembly.